Messenger RNA from Penicillium taxi, 1650 nucleotides. RefSeq names its product MDR family MFS transporter. Gene Ontology annotation, cellular component: fungal-type vacuole membrane. Gene Ontology annotation, molecular function: basic amino acid transmembrane transporter activity. Gene Ontology annotation, biological process: basic amino acid transport; transmembrane transport. The annotation marks the transcript as partial. The transcript has 8 exons. Lineage: Eukaryota; Fungi; Ascomycota; Eurotiomycetes; Eurotiales; Aspergillaceae. The record is from RefSeq and is a predicted model, not a curated record.
CUUUUCGAGAUAGAAAGUGAAAAUUCAACUGCAGCAAAAUCAAUUCGUUCAAAGAUGUCGACAUCAAACGAAGAAACCGAAGGGCAGCCCCUUCUACAAGACGCAGCCAAAACCUGGAGACCUCCAGCAGGCUUUUUAUGGAUUCAAAUAGCUAUCAUGUCUGCUGUAUUUUUGGCUGGCUUUGACGGCACAAUUACUGCUUCGACAUAUGCCGUGAUAAGCUCCGAAUUCAACGCCUUGCAAAUAUCUUCAUGGAUAACGACGUCCUACUUGAUUACGAGCACAGCUUUUCAGCCUCUAUAUGGAAGGUUCUCAGAUCUUUUCGGCCGCCGCGCCUGCUUCUUUACUGCAACAAUUGCCUUUGCAACAGGCUGUUUGGGCUGUGGAAUGGCCAAGAACGUGAUAUUUCUAAAUAUAAUGCGAGCAUGGACUGGUAUUGGUGGUGGUGGAUUGAUGACAAUGGCAACCAUUAUAAACUCAGAUUUAAUCCCCUUCAGACAACGGGGUAUUUACCAGAUAUUUCAGAAUGUAAGUUACGGCUUAGGCAGCAUAUCUGGAGCAUCGUUUGGAGGUUUUCUCGUUGAGUCACUGGGCUGGCGCUGGUGUUUUAUUAUUCAAGUGCCAGUCUCACUCAUUGGGUUGGUCUUAGGGUAUUGGGUUCUCAAGUUUCCAGCGAAACCAGUUGGAACUCAGCCCAGGGGCCUAUGGGAUCAGAUUGAUCUCCUUGGGGCGUGUCUGCUUGUCCUCGCCCUAUCAUCCCAAUUGGUCGGGUUGAGUUUGGGCGGGAAUGAGCUUCCAUGGAGUAGUGUCUGGGUCAUACUCUCCUUGCUCGGAAGUGUAGCAUUUAUCGGGGCCUUUUUCUUUGUUGAAGCAACUACCAAGGCUGUUCCCUUGAUCCCUCUGAAGAUGCUACACGGAAUUUCUCCUAUCUCCACUCAGAUCACCAAUAUCUGUGUCGGGUUAUCCGCAUAUGCUUUUCUUUUCACGCUGCCUUUGCUCUUUCAGGUCAUUCUACUGGAUAGUCCCACUAAAGCAGGUGCCCGCUUGGUCAUUCCAUCUCUAGCCACCCCACUUGGAGGACUCAUUGCCGGCAUCGUCAUGUCGCGCUGGGGUAAGCUAGCUCAGCUUGUUCGAGCUGGUGCUGCCUUAAUGUUCAUUGGAAACUUGCUGGUUACCCUACUUCGCUUCAACGACUCAGAAUGGAAGUAUUUUGCAUACAUCAUUCCGGCCAAUCUUGGGCAGGGCAUAGUAUAUCCGGGGAUCUUGUUUACCUUUCUCGCUGCAUUCGACCAUAACGACCACGCUGUUUCCGCAUCGACCGUGUAUCUUAUUCGUUCUCUCGGAACAGUUUGGGGAGUCGCGAUUACCUCUGCAAUCGUUCAAAACACAUUGAAAUCGGGCCUUCCAGAGGCCUUGAUUGGGAUGCCAGACAAAUGGAAAGUACAGCCCAUCCGUAAAGUCAUAUUGUUAAUUGAAGAGAUCCGCCAUUCCGUCUCCGCUAUUCAUGACCUUCCACCGGAUGUUCAGAUGGCUGUAAGACUUGUUUAUUAUCGAGGGAUUCGCCUCUCUUUCGCAGCUUCAACCUCAUUUGGUUUCGUUGCGACUUUUGCGUCCAUCUUCACUCGUGGAAAGGGACUGGAUCGUGAUUAA